This is a messenger RNA of Puma concolor (puma), 914 nucleotides long. Lineage: Eukaryota; Metazoa; Chordata; Mammalia; Carnivora; Felidae. The record is from RefSeq and is a predicted model, not a curated record.
GCAGCCCAGACUAACCAACCCACUGGGAGAGAUGCCUGGGGGUCCCGGAGUCCCCCAAGUGCCGUGUGCUACUAUCUUUCUCCUCUUCCUAAUCUCCGCUGUUGGUCUGGGUACUGACUGCCCUGUGGGUGGAUGAGGGGCCCCUGCAUCGGCCGUGAGCCUGGGGACUGCGUCACCUCAGUGUCUGCACAGCAGCGCGGACAGCACCUUCAACGUCACGUGGUUGUCCUCAGGCAAUACAUUAUUUGAUAUAUUCUGGAGCCAGCGAAGCCCCAACGGCGAGCUGACCAUCAGCACCGUGAACAAGAGCCACAUGGGCAUGUACAGGUGCCAGGAGUGGAGAGAAAAGGCUAGCCAUGGAGUCCUCAACUUCCUGCUCACGGCACCUACCCUCGGCGUCGCAGUGAGUGCUUGUGGCUGGCUCCGGGAGCCACUCUCCAGACCUUUCCUGGACAUGGGAGAGGGCACCAAGAACAACAUCAUCACGGCCGAGGGCAUCAUCCUGCUGUUCUGCGCUGUGGUACCUGGGACACUGCUGCUGUUCAGGAAACGAUGGCAGAAUUUGAAGUUCGGGGUGGACGUCCAGGAUGACUAUGAAGACGAAAACCUUUAUGAGGGCCUGAACCUUGAUGACUGCUCCAUGUACGAGGACAUCUCCCGGGGCCUCCAGGGCACCUACCAGGAUGUGGGGAGCCUCCACAUCGGAGACGGGGACGUCCAGCUGGAGAAGCCUUGACCCUGAGGGCUGCGCCAACCAGCUGUGCCCCCCACCCACCCCUUCCUGUUCUCUUUUCACAAAAUCUUCCCUGGGAGGGUCCUGACUCAACUUCCCCCUUGGGGGUAUCCACUCUUUUUCCCUCUCGACUGUCCUCAUCCCCUCCCCACACCCCAAUUCAGUUCUCCCGCUGCCCGGC